Plasmodium malariae is the source of this 2208-nucleotide messenger RNA. RefSeq names its product DNA-directed RNA polymerase III subunit RPC5, putative. Lineage: Eukaryota; Apicomplexa; Aconoidasida; Haemosporida; Plasmodiidae. The record is from RefSeq and is a predicted model, not a curated record. Bases 1 to 2208 code for a protein of 735 amino acids. Gene Ontology annotation, biological process: DNA-templated transcription. Gene Ontology annotation, cellular component: RNA polymerase III complex; nucleus. The transcript has a single exon.
AUGAAUGAAGAUUUGAAAGAUCUGAGUAAAUAUGAAUAUAGGGAAGAGACGGAUAGUAAUUCAAGGACAUCAAAUUCGGAUGAGGAAGAGAUUGAAGAAGAAAUAGAUAUAUAUUUGAAUAAUGUAAAUGAAAACAACCUGAACAACAUAUAUACAUACUUGAUACAGUACCCGUUGAGGCCAAAAUAUAGGCCUUACAAUUUUACUAAUAAUAUACAAAAAAUAUAUAAAUGUAAAAAUUACAACAAAUUAAGAAAUAUAAAAAAUAAUUUCAACACAAAUGAAGAAACGUACAUAUUUGAGUAUAAGUUGCAUGAACAUAUGAAAGAAGAAGAUAUUCAUGAAUCUAACACAACAUAUAAAGAGGAACAGAACGAUAAAAGUAUAAGUAGAUUAAUUAGUACUAGUGUUUUAUGUGAAUAUAUUACAAACUGUGUGUGUAUAUUUAAGUACAAUGAUAUAAAAAAAAAAAAAGAAAUUUAUAUGAUACCAUUAAAACAUAUAUAUCAGUUUAAGCCAUGUCAUGAUAAUAUAAAAUUCGAUAUAAAUUUUGAAGAAAAAAUAAAAACUAGUGAAUCGCUAUCUGCAGAUAAUUUAAAAGAUAGUAAUAUAGAUAUAAUAGAAAAUAACAAGUAUAUAAAUGAUAACAAUUUUACAAAUUCAAUGGAUGAUAGGUGGAGUAAAAUUGUUAAUAUAUAUGAACCCGAUUCAUAUGAGGCAAAUGAAAUAGUAUCUCUAUUUACUAAUUUGAAUGAAACAAAUUGCAUGUUUGAAUACCAAAGUAAUGGGGAUGAUACUGCAAAGAAUACUUGUGUUAGUAGUAGUAUUAGUAGCAGCAACGGUAGGAGGAAGGACGACAUUAAAGAAAUACGAUUUAACAGUGAUGCGUACUUAUACUUGAAUCAUAUUUGUAAAAAUGCCAAGGAAGAUAACUAUAACCAUAUACAAAAUGACGAGAGCAGUAAAGAACGGAGAGCAAAAGAAUGUAGUAAAUAUAACAACAUAUAUAAACAAGAAGAGGAUAUAUGUAUGAAUAUAAAUAUGCUUUAUUUUUUCUCCUUAAAUUUAGACGAACAGAUAUUAAAAAUAUUGAGGAUGAAAAAUGUACAGAGUUUUAGUGAAAUUCAAAAAAUCAUCAAAAAAAAUGUAGAUGAUGAAAAGCUGAUAAGUACUGUUAAAAAGUAUUGUGUUAAUGUAUUAGGAUUAUGGGUAAUAAAAUCGAAAUAUUUAUAUAAAUUUUUAAAAGGUAAAGAAAAGAAGAGUGAAAAUGAAAAGAAACUAGAAACUUUUUCUUAUGUCGAUUAUAAGAUUCGAGUUCGUGAUUUGUUGUUAGUAAUUAUAUUUAAACAGGUGGAGCCUAUAUUGCUAAAAUAUGUGUACGAGAGAAGAGUAGAAAAUAGAUCGAAGAACAUGCAGAUCAAGUCUGACCAUAGUUGCAGUAAUAAUAAUAAUAAUAGUAUAAGUAGUACUGUUGGUAGAAUUGGCAGCAGCGCUGACAGUAGUGUUAGCGGCUCGUCGAAGAAGAUUAAUUCGUCGACGUCCAUUAUAAUUGAAAAUUUUGAAAAAGCAACAAACCUAUCAAAUAAUAUUUUAUUGGAAAUGUUUUCCCCUCUAUGUGAAUAUAAAUAUACGGGAUAUUUUUUCAAGCACAAAAUGGAUGAACAUUUUUUGGCUAAUAAUAUAAGUCUGUGUUUAUUUUAUAAUGAAAAGUGGAAAAAGAAAAUGGUAAAAGUUGCUAAAAUUAUACAAACAUAUAAAAAUAGUAAAAUUAUUAUUAAUGAUUAUAAAUUAGAUAUAAGGACGUUAGAAAAAAAUAUCACUGAUUUGUUACAUAACAAUUGUUUAUCAUUUGAUGAUUUAUACAAUAAAAUAAAAAGAGAAUUAAGAAAUACAAAUUUGGAUUUACAAAUUUUUUUACAAGUUUUAAAUAACAUAGCAAUUAAUAUUAAUAAUAUAUGGUUCCUACGAAUAAAUAAUCAAAAUGAUUUCAAUAAAUGUAGAAAUGCAGUUAUUAACAUAUAUCAGAAUAAUCAUAAUUCUGUUUUAACAAAAAAGGACAUAAUUCAUCAUGUAGAAACGUAUAUAAAAUCAUCCCUAACCAUUCCAGAUAUUUAUUUUAGAAAUAUAUUAAAUGAAUUAUGUGUUCAAAAAAAUGGAAAAUAUUUAUUUAAAGGAAAUGACCAAUUGAAGUCUGAAUAUAGCGAGUAA